Molecule: messenger RNA, 759 nt
Organism: Alternaria incomplexa
Lineage: Eukaryota; Fungi; Ascomycota; Dothideomycetes; Pleosporales; Pleosporaceae
Exons: 1
Coding region: 1-759 (252 amino acids)
Source: RefSeq, a predicted model, not a curated record
AUGGACUCGAUGCGCAGCCUCAACAAGUCGCUGCCCAAGACAAGAGGGCAGCACGACGUGCACCAGUCCUUCCGCACCGCUGCCCUCAACGUGACGCACCUGUACAAGUCCGCGCUUGCCGACAUCGACAGGGCCCGUACCGACGGCUACCAGGAGGCUCUCGAUGAGCUGCUCACCUUCCUGGACAAGGAAAAUAUUGGUGUGGGCGACGGCGAGGGCUGGCGAAUACGGCAGUGGGCCACGGAACGACUAGACGGGAGCUUGCCCAAGCAGACGAGCAGCGACAGCGACGACGAAUACCUCGACCACAACCGCGCCAGAAGCUCAUCACCCAUCAUGGACCGAACCCACGGCAUAGACGACUCACGCACGCUGGCACCCACAACGAUUACGGACACACGCUCUGACUCUGCGCCGCCCCUCCAGAUGGAAGCUUCUACGACCGAGGCCGACAUGUCGCCACUACACCACAUCUUCGAGUUCUCUGCAGCCCAAGCUCUCCCGUCUGAAUCGCCAAACGAGACCGCUGCCGCCGACAUGUCAGCUGCUGCCCGCCGCGCUUUCCCUGCUUCUCGCCGCCCCACAAACCGCUCGUCUACCCGAAACCUCCAACGAUCCGCCGCCCAGAACCUCUUCCAACUAGGCAACGGUGCAGGGCAGAAGAGACGACUCAUGAACGACUUCUUCAAUGUCGAUGGCUUCAACGACCGGCGAGACGGCUCAUCCGGCGGAGGAUCCAAGCGCGGACGCAUGUCAUAG